CUUUCAUUUCACUUUAUUUCGUUCGCAUGUACGCACGUUGGCCGCGGAGCAACAUCUCCCCAAAACAAAAACCAAAAAAAAAAACAAAAAACAAAAACCAAAAAUACACAGCAACAACACGGCAGCAGCCGUCGCUCAGACGCGGAACUUGGCUCGAACUUUAGUUUGGUUUUUAGUGGCCAGUGCCAGUGGCCCAGUGGCUAAAAGUGGCUAAAGUGCGGCGGAAUCGGGCGAUUCGGACGAAUCGGUUAACGGUUGAGACACCUAUCGGCUAAGCUCUCGCGCUUAAAACCCCUUUUUUUUAAUGUUGUCAAAGCUUAAGUGGUAUUGAAAACAUCAAAAUAUAUGUAAAUUAUAGGCAAGAAUCGAAAGCCAAGAGUGGUAUGUGUCCUUAGUUUUGACCCAAGACCAAGAUCUAAGAAAAUAACUACCCCUGACACCCUCACAACACACACGAACACACACAAAUUCACCCACACACACACACCACACACAAGUCUCAUUUUAAUCUCAGUCUCAUUUCGAGGAUCAAUAAGGAGGAUCAAUCAAUCAAUAUCAAUCGAUUCAUUAUGUUUUAAAUAUUUUUUUGGAGUGAUUUAAGUUUGGCAAUGGACGCAGACUUCUUCUUCUAAUCAAACCCAAUGGAUUUCAUGUGUAAUGUGCACGUGCUUUAGAAGAAGAAGUUCAUAUAAACAAAUGGUUGUUGUGAUUUGAAAGUGUUUUGAAAUGUGUUUAAAAAUCGGUGUUUGCCCAGCCAGAAUGGCCCAGCACUCGUUUGUCCUGUUUGGCCUGUACCUGCCCACCUAGAAUAUUGCCCAAAUGAAUGCCCAGCAGCCGCUGAUCCUCGAGCCGAAGGCCAGUAGUGUUGUUGCCCCAGCUGCUGCCGCAGAGGUGGUCAAGAAAGCAGAGGAAGCGGAGGCCACGGAAGCGGCGGCAUCGGCGGACUCCUAUCCGCCGCAGCUCCUGAACGGCGGGCACGAUGAGCAGCGGGUCAAUGGCAAUCACGGCUGCCGGCUGGACGACCCGGAUCAGCCGGAUCGACAGGAUGACACCGCCACCAACAAGCUGACCAUUAUCAAGACGCCGCUAAACAAAACGCUGCUCAAGAAGUGCAACAGCAAUGGCAGCCUGCAGCUGCCACACAGCAACAAUGGCAGCAACAGCAGCAGCAUCAACAUCAAUAACAGCCGCACCAACAACAACAACAACAACAAAAACAGCAACAGCAGCAACAACAACAACAGCACGGUCAGCGGCGACAUCGACAGCGCCUGCGAUUCCGGUUUGCAAAGCGGAAAUAGCAAUGAACAAGAACCAUUUGCCAACGAUCGCCAUCAUCACAUUCACCACCACCACCAUCACUAUCAUCAUCAUCAUGGUGGCGAUAAAGGCGGAGAGACGGGCACGGGCGAUCUUGCAUCUUUAUCGUCCACGGAUUUAACCCAGGUCAAGGAAGAGCCAACUACUGCACAGGAAAAUGACAAUCAUCUAAAAUCAGGAGCAGCAGGAGGAGCAGCAGCCACACCUGCAACGGUGGCAACAACACCUGCAACGGUCACUUGCAAUCCCAGCAAGUGCAACAAGUGCAAUUCACACAACAACAACAGCAACUGCAACAAUAACAACAAUACCGUCAACAACAACAAUAAUAAUAACAAUAAUAAUAAUAAUAACAAUAAUUCAAGCAACAAUACCAACAACAACAACAAUAACCAUUACAACAAUUACAAUAACUAUUAUAAGAAAAAGUCUCGUAUGCCGCCCAUUUGCCGAAUUAUGACACUGAGCCGUGGCCCGUACAGCGAGCUCGAUAAAAUGAGCCUUUUUCAAGACCUCAAACUCAAACGGCGGAAAAUCGAUUCGCGAUGCAGCAGUGACGGCGAGUCCAUAGCGGACACGUCCACCUCGUCGCCGGAUCUUUUGGCGCCCAUGUCGCCGAAGCUCUGCGACAGUGGUUCGGCGGGGGCGGCGUCCUUGACCCUGCCACUGCCAUUGCCCCUCCCCCUGCCGAUGAGCCUGCCGCUGCCCAUGUCGCUGCCUCUACCGCUAACGGCGGCAUCGUCGUCGUCAUCUUCGUCGGCGGUCACCGUUUCUCUGGCAGCGGUUGUGGCAGCGGUGGCUGAAACCGGAGGAGCUGGCGGGACAGCGGUGACAGCCUCCAGAGCGGGACCCUGCGUCUCCACAUCUUCAACGACGGCGGCAGCAGCCACAUCCUCGACCUCCUCGCUCUCGUCCUCCUCCUCCACUUCGUCAUCCUCCUGCUCCACGUCAUCCAGCAACUCCUCCGCCUCGCCGACAGCCGGAACCGGAUCCGGAACCGGAUCCUCCUCCACCUGCCCCGCCAGCAGUAGCAGCAACAAGGUUGGUGGCCACAUCAAGCAGGAGCACACCGAGAUCCACUCCUCGAGCAGUGCCAUUUCGGCGGCUGCCGCCUCCACUGUGAUGUCACCACCGCCCGCAGAGCCGGCGAGAUCCAGUCCAGGAUCAACUGGCGCAGAAGGGGGAGGAGCUGGUGGAGCAGGAGCAGCACUUCCUCCAGGAGUGGCAAUCAAUGAACACCAAAACAAUGGCAAUGGUAGCGGCAGCGGAAGCAGUCGCGCCUCGCCCGAUUCGCUGGAAGAGAAGCCCUCGACCACGACGACGACGGGUCGUCCAACGGUCACGCCCACAAAUGGAGUGCUGUCCUCCGCCUCCUCGGCGGUGGGCACAGCAGGAAUCGGGAUCGGAAUGGGGAUGGGAAUGGGGAUGGGGAUCGGGAUCACCAACACAGGGAGCAGUGUGAUACGCUCCGUGAAGGAGGAACGAUUGCUUAGCGUGUCCAGCAAAAUGCUGGCGUUCCAUCAGCAGCGGGAGCAGGAGACCAAAGCAGCGGCAGCAGCAGCAGCAGCAACGGCGGCCGGACAUGUAACGGUUCUAGUGACGCCAUCGCGGAUCAAAUCAGAGCCACCGCCGCCAGCCUCACCCUCCUCCACAUCCAGUACACAAAGGGAAAGGGAGCGGGAGCGGGAACGAGAACGAGAACGAGAACGAGAAAGGGAGCGGGAUCGAGACAGAGAGCGGGAUAGAGAUAGAGAGCGAGAGCGAGAGCGCGAGCGGGAACAGUCCAUCAGCUCUUCGCAGCAGCAUCUGAGCCGGGUCUCCGCCAGUCCACCCAUGCCCACCCACAGCCUGGGUGGUGGACCCACCAUCGUCCAGACGCACCAUCUUCACCAGCAACUCACCCAGCCACUAACUUUGCGCAAGAGUAGCCCGCCCACAGAGCACCUGCUCAGCCAGUCCAUGCAGCACCUCACCCAGCAGCAGCAGCUUCAUCUGCAUCACUUGCUGGGCCAGCAGCAACAGCAGCAACAGGUCUCGCAUCCGCAGCAGCAACAUUCGCCUCACUCUUUGGUGAGGGUGAAGAAGGAGCCGAAUGUUGGUCAGCGUCACUUGUCGCCGCAUCACCCGCAACAGUCGCCCCACCUGCAGCACCACCAGCAGCAGCAGCAGCAGCAGCAACAGCAACAACAGCAGCAGCAACAACAGCAGCAGCAGCAUCUACACCAGCAGCAACAGCAGCAACACCACCAGCAACAACAGCAGCAACCGCAAGCUCUGGCCCUAAUGCAUCCCGCCUCGCUGGCGCUGAGGAACAGCAACCGGGAUGCCGCCAUCCUGUUCCGGGUGAAGAGCGAGGUGCAUCAGCAGGUGGCCGCCGGACUGCCCCAUCUCAUGCAAUCCGCGGGCGGGGCAGCGGCAGCAGCAGCGGCGGCAGUGGCCGCCCAGCGAAUGGUCUGCUUCAGCAAUGCGCGGAUCAAUGGGGUGAAGCCAGAGGUGAUUGGCGGUCCGCUGGGCAACCUGCGACCCGGCGGCAAUGGAGGUGGCGGCCCCGUGCAGUGCCCCUCGCCGCAUCCCUCCUCCUCCUCGUCAUCCUCGCAACUGUCGCCGCAGACGCCCUCGCAGACGCCGCCCCGCGGCACGCCCACCGUCAUCAUGGGCGAGAGCUGCGGGGUGCGCACCAUGGUGUGGAGUUAUGAGCCCCCGCCACCCUCGGUGGGCCAGCAUCCGCAGCAGCAGCAGCAACAGCAGUCGCCGCACCACCAGUCGCAGCAGCAACAGCAGUCGCAGCAACAGCAGCAGCAACAGCAACAGCAACAGCAGCAACAGCAGCAACAACAGCAGCAGCAACAGGCGCUGAGCCAGCAGCAACAUUGCCUAUCCUCACCCUCGGCGGGAUCACUGACGCCCUCUUCCUCCGGCGGAGGAUCAGUUUCGGGCGGCGGCAUAUCCUCGGUCACACCGCAGAACAACGAGGAGGCCGCCCAGCUGCUGCUCUCCCUGGGACAGACGCGCAUCCAGGAUAUGAGGUCGCGGCCCCACCCCUUCCGCACUCCGCACGCCCUCAACAUGGAGCGUCUGUGGGCGGGCGACUACUCGCAGCUGCCGCCUGGCCAGCUGCAGGCCCUCAAUCUGAGCGCCCAACAGCAGCAGUGGGGCAGCAGCAACUCCACGGGUCUGGGCGGAGUGGGCGGCGUGGGUGGCGGCCUGGGCGGACGCGGCCUGGAGGCGCCACACGAGCCCACCGACGAGGACGAGCAGCCGCUCGUGUGCAUGAUCUGCGAGGACAAGGCCACCGGCCUGCACUACGGCAUCAUCACGUGCGAGGGGUGCAAGGGCUUCUUCAAGCGGACGGUGCAGAACCGACGGGUCUACACCUGCGUGGCGGACGGCACCUGCGAGAUAACCAAAGCACAGCGCAACCGUUGUCAGUAUUGUCGAUUUAAGAAGUGCAUCGAGCAGGGCAUGGUGCUGCAAGCCGUUCGCGAGGAUCGAAUGCCGGGCGGUCGCAACAGCGGCGCCGUCUACAACUUGUACAAGGUGAAGUACAAGAAGCACAAGAAGACCAACCAGAAGCAGCAGCAGGCCGCCCAGCAGCAACAGGCCGCCCAACAGCAGCAGCAACAACACCAGCAGCAGCAGCAGCAUCAGCAGCACCAGCAACACCAGCAAUUGCACUCGCCGCUGCACCACCCGCACCCACACCAGGGUCACCAGUCGCACCACUCGCAGCAGCAGCACCACCCGCAGCUUUCACCGCACCACCUGUUGUCGCCGCAGCAGCAGCAACUGGCCGCCGCAGUGGCGGCCGCUGCGCAGCACCAACAACAGCAGCAGCAACAGCAACAGGCCAAGCUGAUGGACAUGAAGCCCAUGUUCCUGGGCCCGGUUCUCAAGCCGGAGUUACUGCAGGUUCCGCCCAUGCAUAGUCCGGCCCAACAGCAGCAACAACAGCAACAGCAGCAGCAGCAACAGGCCUCUCCGCAUCUCUCGCUGGGCUCGCCGCAUCAGCAACAGCAGCAGGAUCGAACCCAAAACCAUCACCAGCAGCCAGGUGGGGGAUCAGGAGGAGGAGGAGGAGGAGGAGGAGGCGGAGGUGCCCAACUUCCACCACAUCUGGUCAAUGGAACAAUACUAAAGACGGCCCUGACCAAUCCCAGCGAAAUUGUGCAUCUGCGUCACCGCCUCGACUCGGCGGUAAGUUCGUCCAAGGAUCGCCAGAUCUCGUACGAGCAUGCUUUGGCCAUGAUCCAAACCCUGAUCGAUUGCGAUGCCAUGGAGGACAUUGCCACGUUGCCGCAUUUCAGCGAGUUCCUCGAGGACAAGUCGGAGAUUAGUGAAAAGCUAUGCAACAUUGGGGACUCGAUAGUGCACAAGCUGGUGUCGUGGACAAAGAAGCUGCCCUUCUAUCUGGAAAUCCCCGUGGAGAUUCACACCAAGCUGCUGACCGACAAGUGGCAUGAGAUACUCAUCCUGACCACGGCCGCCUACCAGGCGUUGCAUGGCAAGCGAAGCCGGGGCGGCGGCGAAGGGGGUACGCCGGGCAGCAGGCAUGGCUCGCCGGCAUCAACGCCGCUGGCCACGCCCACCGCCGCCACACCGUUGAGCACGACUACGCCCAUAGCCUCCUCGCCUGCCCAGCCGCUUCACAAGGACGAUCCGGAAUUUGUCAGCGAGGUGAACUCGCAUCUGAGCACCCUGCAAACCUGCCUGACCACGCUGAUGGGUCAGCCCAUUGCCAUGGAGCAGCUGAAGCUAGACGUUGGCCACAUGGUGGACAAGAUGACCCAGAUCACCAUCAUGUUCCGGCGCAUCAAGCUCAAGAUGGAGGAGUACGUGUGCCUGAAGGUCUACAUACUGCUGAACAAAGCAGAAGUGGAACUGGAGAGCAUCCAGGAGCGGUACGUCCAGGUGCUGCGCUCCUACCUGCAGAACUCCUCGCCGCAAAAUCCGCAGGCGAGGCUCAGCGAGCUGCUCUCCCACAUACCCGAGAUCCAGGCUGCGGCCAGUCUGCUGCUCGAGAGCAAGAUGUUCUAUGUGCCCUUUGUGCUCAACUCGGCGAGCAUAAGGUAGCAGAUGCU
Messenger RNA from Drosophila elegans, 6398 nucleotides. RefSeq names its product hormone receptor 4 (gene Hr4). The coding region runs from base 820 to 6390 and encodes 1856 amino acids. The transcript has 6 exons. The record is from RefSeq and is a predicted model, not a curated record. Gene Ontology annotation, biological process: regulation of DNA-templated transcription. Gene Ontology annotation, molecular function: sequence-specific DNA binding; zinc ion binding; DNA-binding transcription factor activity. NCBI's taxonomy places the organism in Eukaryota, Metazoa, Arthropoda, Insecta, Diptera, Drosophilidae.